CCCUCUCCACGCUCCACCGCCUCCUGGGAAGGUCGCACGCGGAAGGUCCAGGUGGCCCCGGGAGGUGCUGGGCUAAGUCGCCCGGCAGCCGCGGACUCCGCUCCCGCGGGACGCGCCCCUCGCUCGCCCCACUCCAGGCACUGCGUACCCUAGCACGGGGGCGGAGCGGCUUCGGACAGUGGCUUUUCCUCCCGAGGGAACCUGCCGAGGGCGGCCCCGCGCUCCUUCCUGUCCCUCCCACCGCGGCCCGGGCUCGGCGGACGCUCGGCGCGGGGUCCCGGGCGCGGCCUGGGCGACUCUCGGCCGCUCCCACCCCGGCGAGUUCAAAAGGACGCGCGGCGCCUGUCCCUGCCCGCCCGUCGGACUGGAAAGAUCUGACCCUCCGAGAUAGUCUGCCCUCAGCCACGAUGAACAACCUACCGGCCACACCUUCUCCUGAAGAACUGAUGACCACGCCGGUUUUUCAGGCCCCUGAGACGAUGUCCCCACAAGCUGAAGAGGCCAGCACAGCACUCAUUGCAGUUGUUAUCACCGUGGUGUUCCUUACCCUGCUCUCAGUGGUGACCUUGAUCUUCUUUUACCUGUACAAGAAUAAAGGCAGCUACGUCACCUAUGAGCCUGCAGAAGGGGAGCCCAGCGCCAUCCUCCAGAUGGAGACUGACUCAGCCAAGGGCAAAGAGAAGGAAGAGUACUUCAUCUAAUGAGCCCCAGACUGGAGGGGCCAGUUCCUGGCUCCAACACUGAGACACUGCCUCUGUAGUUAGGGAAUGUAAAGUGGAAUUGAGUGAUACAGGCAAAUUCACUCACCUCCCAGGACACAGCCCCCAAUACCGGCAUCACUGACUCCAGGGUCCAGAGACACGGAGAGAGCUGCUCAUGACGCUGGGCCUUGGUAAGGACAGGACAAAAACUGGCCAACAAAGUGGGGCUGUGCCCGAGUUGGAAGUGAGGUCACAGGCUGGUUGAUGUCCCCUCCCUAGUUGCCUAGCAAUAACCCCAUGUGUAGCUAUCUAGUCUUCCUGGAGGCUGGAUACCACAAGAAGGGGUCAGGCCAGGGUGGAUAGGAGUCUGAGAAUGUUACUGUCUUUGUUUGAUCUGAGCCCCACCGUUCCCCCAACAGUCUUAAACUAACACUGUUUUUAUCCAAAUUAAACUUAUUAUAAAAGUAAGAUUUUCAUUUACAAGAA
Messenger RNA from Rattus rattus (black rat), 1187 nucleotides. RefSeq names its product small cell adhesion glycoprotein (gene Smagp). The record is from RefSeq and is a predicted model, not a curated record. NCBI's taxonomy places the organism in Eukaryota, Metazoa, Chordata, Mammalia, Rodentia, Muridae. Bases 408 to 701 code for a protein of 97 amino acids. The transcript is spliced from 4 exons.